AAUUACUUACUACAAACGUCAUAAGUCACAACAUUAAAUUGAAAAUUUUGAUAAACAGAAAAUUUAACUUGAUUAAUAAAUGAUCUAGUUUUUUAUUUAGCAAAUAACUAUGUUGCUAAAAUACAAACGCAGUCGUAAAGAAUAAACUAUAGUUUAACUUAUUUCCAAUUAGAAUCUAAUUAGACAACGUUGGAAUUCAAAAACAUUUUUACAUAUUAUUGCAAGAAAUAAUACUAAAAUGGGAAUGUGUUCACAUUUGUAAAUGCAAACAUUACACACUCAGCAUGCCGACCUUCUUAACACCAGGCCGGCACGGCUAUAGUGUCCGUUUCUCAAGAACAAGACCUGAUGCUUUAGCUGUAGCAACUAGCCAGUAUUAUGGGUUAGCUGGUGGAGGAACAUUAUUUUUCCUCGAGAUUUCACCAGAUGGUUCCACAAUAGUUGAAGUACAAAAACUAGAGUGGACUGAUGGAUUAUUUGAUGUUACGUGGUCGGGUACGUCAGACGGUGUCGCGGCUUGCGGUUCAGGCGAUGGCACGAUUAUCGUAUGGCGCGUGGGGUGCGCCGCGCCCCUGCGAGUGUUGCGCGCGCAUCAUAGUGAAGUCUGUUCUGUUGAUUGGAUGCGAGCGCAUUUGCUAAGCGCCAGUUGGGAUACUACGGUCAAAUUGUGGGACCCCGAAUCGGAAACAUGUCUCAAUACAUUCGCGGGUCAUUCCCAACUGGUUUACACGGCAGCUUUCUCCCCUCAUUCACCAGCGACUUUUGCGUCGGUGUCGGGUGAUGGUCACCUCAAAUUGUGGUCUUGUACGGAAUCAUCCCGGCCUGCGGCGGUCGUCAAAGCCCACGAUGCUGAGGUGUUGUCCUGUGACUGGAGUAAGUCGGAAAGCCACGUGGUAGCAACGGCUGGUUCGGACGGUCUCAUUCGUGGCUGGGACCUUCGGAGACUGACUGCGCCUAUGUUCACUCUUAAAGGUUGUGAAUGUGCGGUUAGGAGGGUUCAGUUUUCGUCGCAUGCGCCGUCGAUAGUAGCGGCUGUGUCAUACGAUUUUACUACAAGAAUAUGGGACUUAAAACGUGGCUGUGAUCCAUUAGAAACGAUAAGACACCAUUCGGAAUUCACAUACGGCCUGGACUGGAAUACGUUGAGGCCGCACCAGAUCGCCGAUUGUGGGUGGGACUCUUUGGUUCACGUUUUCACACCGAGAUCGCUCGUCUGAAGAGCCAGAGAUGUGUAUCUGGCUGUUGUGAAUAUAGGCUGUGGUUAAAUGUGUAUGAAAGUGACAUAAUCGCUAUUGAUAACUGUCAGAUAUUAGUGUGUUGUAAAAACCUUGAUCGGGAUUACUAAUUAUAUAAACGUGUUCAUGGUUCUUAAAGAAAAGUUGAUAAGCUAAGUAAUGAUUUUGCAUCCGAUUUUAAUAUUCUUACGUAACUAUGUCAUUUUAUAUAAAGUGCCUACUCCAGCCAUUUAGAUUAGAGUUCGCAGUGCUAAUUUAAUUUUUUAUGUUGACAACACUGUUAUAAUAUUAUAGUUCGACAUAUUGAUACUUAAUAUUAAAACCAUAUUAAUAGAAUAUAUUAACUAAUUGUUGAGUAAUUGAUUUUUGUUUUAAGUAACACGGCUGUCAUGUUGACUACUAAUAACAUGAUUUAUAUACAACGGUUUUGGAGGGAAAUUUCAAAAUGUCAAAUAGACAAAUGACAUGACCUGUCAUUUUAGAUUUUUCUAGGCACAGAUAUUGUAAAUUUACCUAAACAAUUUUACUAUCGAAUGUUACAUGUUAAAAUGUUUUUUUUUAAAUUCCCUACAAGUGUGAUAGUUAUAGAAAAUGGUAUCCUAAUCGUUUUUUUGUUUAGACUAAACUAUUACUCUCUUUUAAGAUAUGCGUUAUUUAAGAAUUCAAGAAAGUGCAAGUUUAUAAGUUCCUUUAUAUGGAAAAUAAUAUUUCCUUUAAGAGCAUACGAAUUUUAAAAACCCAACAACGCACUCGCGGGAGUAAGAGCGGUAUGGGCGGUAUCACUUAACAUCAGGUGAGCUUCCUGCCCGUUUGCCCUAUAAAAUAUAUGCGUAAAGCUCCGUUUCGCUGAAUUAUUUUAUUGAUUAUAUUUUCAAGAUUUUGCUUGUAUUAAUUAUACUAUGUUUAUUUGCUCAGCGCAGGAAUUGUAUAUAAUCGUAUUGUUAUGUAUAUAAUGUGAAUACUUUAAACAUAAGUGUACUGUAUAUUGUGUUAAGAAAUAUAUUGUUUUGUUAAUUCUCCAAAUAUUAAAUAAAAUAUUAUACUAG
Molecule: messenger RNA, 2281 nt
Organism: Pieris napi
Lineage: Eukaryota; Metazoa; Arthropoda; Insecta; Lepidoptera; Pieridae
Gene: Pex7
Product: peroxisomal targeting signal 2 receptor
Exons: 8
Coding region: 285-1217 (310 amino acids)
Biological process (GO): protein import into peroxisome matrix
Cellular component (GO): peroxisomal matrix; cytosol
Molecular function (GO): protein binding
Source: RefSeq, a predicted model, not a curated record